Colletotrichum spaethianum is the source of this 1431-nucleotide messenger RNA. Its product is annotated as pantothenate transporter liz1. Gene Ontology annotation, cellular component: membrane. Lineage: Eukaryota; Fungi; Ascomycota; Sordariomycetes; Glomerellales; Glomerellaceae. Bases 1 to 1431 code for a protein of 476 amino acids. The record is from RefSeq and is a predicted model, not a curated record. Gene Ontology annotation, molecular function: transmembrane transporter activity. Gene Ontology annotation, biological process: transmembrane transport. The transcript has 8 exons.
AUGGCAGAUACCAAAAUCAUUGCCCCCGUGGCACUCUCUGACACGAAUAGUAACCUUGACAAGAGCGGCAAAGACGAGACUCCUGUCACCAUAACGGAGACGACAGCGGGCGAGACUAAAUCUUCUUGGUGGCGAAAAGCCGUGGGACUGGUCUGGGACUCCGUUGAGGGAGACCCAGAGUACCGUAAAUAUGUUCAAAGGCUGGAUACCUUCUUCUUCCCAACUGUCUGCUUUGGCUACUUCAUCAAGUAUUUAGAUCAAACCAACUACAGUAAUGCAUUCAUCAGUGGCAUGCAGGCAGACCUUGGUCUGUAUGGCAACGAACGCAACUGGCUGAACACCUGGUUCAGUCUAGGUAUCAUGAUCGGCAGUGUGCCUGCCCAAAUGUCGCAACUGAGCUUCAUCAGGCCAUCGAUACUCAUCCCAUCCUGUGAAGUCAUCUGGUCUUUGUUGGUAGUUGGCAUGGGCUUUGCCAAGAACAUUGAAACUAUGUACGCUCUACGUUUCUUCAUCGGGCUGUUUGAGGCGUGUGCGUUUCCUGGCUACAUCGCCAUGCUGGGCGGCUGGUACGGCCCCAAGGAACUCACUAAGCGUUUGGCCAUCCUUCUCCAGGUCGAGUCUAUUGCAAGCAUGUUCAGCGGGUACUUGCAGGCGGGUCUUUAUUCUAGCAUGAACGGCCGUCACGGCAUUGCUGGCUGGAGGUGGUUGUUCAUUAUGGACGCGAUUAUCUCGCUUCCAAUUGCGAUUUGGGGCUUCUUUGGACUCCCGGACCUGCCUCACAACACGAAAGCAUUCUACUGGACACCCGAGCAUGUCAAGUUCGGCAUCGAAAGGAUUGAACAGUUCGGCCAGAAGGCUCAGCAAAAGUUGACCUGGAAGGAAGCCAAGCGCAUUUAUCUUGGAUGGGAGAUAUGGGUCUUUGUUGUCCCUUACACCUAUUUCAACUUGUGGCUGAAAGCCGCUGGUUAUAGUGUUGUAGAUGCGAACAUUUACCCCACUGGGGGAAGCGCCUUGAACAUAGUUGCAACCGUGAUUUGGGGCAUCAUUGCUGACCACACCGGGCAGAACUAUCUCAUGAUCGUCAUCGUCCAAGCUCUGAUGAUUCUAUCCAAUAUCCUUCUUUCUGUCUGGUCUAUUCCCAAGGGAGCCCUAAUGUUCGCCUACUAUCUGUCAUACGCUGGAUCGGCUGCUACACCUGUCCUCAUUAGUUGGGCGAACAGACUCAAUGCCGGCGAUCCCAGCCUGCGACAGCUCUUGGUGGCCACAGCCAACGUUGUCUCUUAUGCUUGGGUUCUCUGGGUGCCAUUGGUACUGUUUCCAACCUAUGAUGCGCCAAAAUACAAAUAUGGAUAUCAGAUCCUCAUCCUUUUCGGAGGCCUUGCAAUCAUCAGCGUCACUUUGAUGUGGUACAUGUACAGAAGAAGAGAGUGA